This is a messenger RNA of Thamnophis elegans (Western terrestrial garter snake), 3153 nucleotides long. RefSeq names its product ankyrin repeat and MYND domain containing 1 (gene ANKMY1). The record is from RefSeq and is a predicted model, not a curated record. The transcript has 18 exons. Bases 1 to 3153 code for a protein of 1050 amino acids. Gene Ontology annotation, molecular function: protein binding. NCBI's taxonomy places the organism in Eukaryota, Metazoa, Chordata, Lepidosauria, Squamata, Natricidae.
AUGGAAACUCAGAUGCAGCGCAGGCCAGGCAGGAGAGGGAACGAUGGGGCUAAGCAUAAGAGACAAAAGAAACAUAAACCAGGAGAUGGUUUCUCAGCAAAUAAUUUAUUCCCAGGAGAAGAAGAAAGUGAAAUUGAGACUGAGCAGAUAUCUGCUGUUGAUUAUGAGCGUGGUGAAGAAGAAGAAGAGAGAGAAGUUUAUGAGGAAGAAAGUAAUGAACAGCAAGAUAUAUUAGUUGAAGAUGAUCUGAACAAUAAUAGGAUUGAGCAUAAAUCUGGAGUGCAAGAAUGGCCAGAUGGUUCUUGCUAUAAAGGCGAAUUUUCAUUUGAUUUAAAACUUGGAUAUGGAGAAUUUGCCUGGAACAAUGGUGAGAGAUACAUAGGGCAAUUUUAUAAAGAUCACCGUCAUGGCAAAGGAAUUUACUUUUGGCCUAAUGGCUCCAGAUUUACAGGUUCAUUUUAUCUUAAUCGUAAAGAAGGGUAUGGGACCCUAGAGUUUGUGGAUGGAAAACAAUUUCAGGGGCUUUACAAGGCUGAUGAGCGUUUUGGACCAGGAAUUGAAACUUAUCCAGAUAAUAGGCAAGAUGUUGGCUUGUGGCAUCGAAACCAUAUUAUUAAACUAUGUACAGAAAUUCCUGAGCAUUUUACUCUUCUUGAUUUCCCAGAACUCAGUAUUUAUUCUGAUGCUCAGUCUAAAGAACAGUAUAUUUCAGAGGAAAGCACUUCUUUAUGGGACUUGAAUGAAGAAACGGAUCCAUUUUUCUACAGAUUCAAACGUCUUCUCCUAAAUGAUGACAACUAUACAUUGCCUGCUGAUAUGUAUAUAUAUUCAAUUGAUGCAGAUAAUCUUCCUCUUACUCAAUCCUUCUUAAAAGAGUUUGAUUUUCAAUAUUUUAAGAAAAGAAAACACCACUCUUCUGAAAAACCAUGGCAAAUAACCAACAUAACCCCUAUUCUGGUUAAGAUGCAGACAAACAUAUAUAAGUAUAGGCAUUGCCAGAGUGACAUAGACUUGGAUAUUAAUGCCAUUAUCAAAGGCAACCGGUAUGAUUUUGGAGCUAAAGGUCCCAAAGAGCUUAUUGCUGAAGAACUGAUUGAGAAAUCAGCAGAAGGAGACUAUAGAAGAGUUUAUGAAAUUCUGAGGGACAAUCUGGCCCAUCCUGAUGUAGCAGAUAUGAGUGGAUAUACUGCUCUUUCUGCUGCUGCUUUGAAUUAUCACGAAAACAUCAUCAACCUUCUUCUAGAUUGUGGAGCUGAUGUGAAUAAAUGCAGUGAUGAAGGACUAUCAACUUUAUCCAUGUGUGUUGUUCACUAUUUCCCUGCAGAAGGAUUUCAGCCCAAUAUUGCUGAAAGGAAUAUCUUUUUAAAAGAAUUAGAAGACCUCCUUGAAGAAAUGUCUAAGGAAUCUGUACCAUUAUCACGGUCAGAGAUCUCUCAAUUAUCUGAAGCGAGUACAAAUGCUACCACCCCAGUAUCAGUUGAAGCGUUGCCAUUGUUACUUGAAAAAACAGAAUUUUUCCCAGAUGUUGAAAUUAAGUCAUCGGAGUCAACAGACAAUGGAGAUCGGAACUCUGGGACAAUUUGUGGUGUUUACAACUACAAAAUGAAGAUUUCUCCAGAAACUAUGCAUCAUGGUGCAGUUGUUCUUAGUCAACAUAUGUUGCAAACUCACAGUUACCCAGACAUUGGGGAGAUUGUUCAACAGGAAGGCACCUUAAGGAAAAUGGCAGUAUCAUUAACAGAACAAAAAAAGAAAAUGUCUAUAAUUAAAGUGCUCCUAAGGAGAGGUGCUGAUCCAAAUAUUUGCAGAAUUCCUAUGCCUGUACUGUUCUUUGCUGUUAAAUCUGCUGAUGCAGAAGGUGUGCGAAUACUUCUAGAAGCUGGAGCAAGGACUGACAUACAACUUCCAACCAAAUUUGGAGGUGUGACUCCUCUUCAUAUUGCUGCUGCCCUUCCUGGUGCAGAAGGGAUUGUAAUCACAGAAUUACUACUUCAUGCUGCUGCAGAUCCUGAUGUCAGGGCAGAAGAUGAGAAUGAUAUAUUCCAGCUAGAUAAGAUUGCAAACAAGUUUGAUGUUGGUGAAUCAGUAUCUUCCAUGAAAAUGAAUAAUGAAAUUGGACCACCCAAAAGUUACUACAGAGAAUGUACUAUUGUCCCAGAGGAAGGUGGGAGGACACCUCUUCAUAUUGCCUGUGAGAGGGAAGACAAUUUUACAAAUACUGGAAAAGUUAUUAAUCUUCUGUUAGAUCACAAUGCAAAUCCAAAUGUCUUGUGGAGUGGCCAUUCCCCUCUUUCACUAGCAGUUGCUGGUGGAAAUGAACAGGCAGUAGCUGAACUUCUGGCUGGUGGAGCUGACCCAAAUCUACCUUUAAGUCAAAGUAUUGGAAGUGCCUUGUGUGCUGUUGUUAAUCCUCCAUAUGAACAGCGUGGGACAAUAGCAGCUAAGAUGGCGAUGAUUGAUACUCUAAUAGCAGGAGGUGCAGAUAUGUUGCUGCCAAUUGCUCUUGUUGAUGAGGGUAGAACUGCAAUGGGGACAGUUCUGGACUAUGCAUAUUUCAAAUAUUAUCAGGAUAAAAGACUGUUGCAUACUCCCCUCCAUUCUCUGUCACCAAUAGAGAGGGAAACAUGUGCAUUUCGACGAAAGAUGCUGGAGUUUCUCAGUGACCGGGUUCGUGAGACUGUUAUUGAAAAAGAAAAACAGUGGGAUGAAGAAGAACUUAGGAAAAUCAAAAUUGGUGAGUCCAAAAAGAAAUCUGUAAAUCCCCUUUUAGGACCAUUACCAGAAACAGAUGCAUCAAAGUUGCUCUUUUUUAAAUACUGCUACCAGUGUGGACGAUCUGUUGGUAUGACCCUUUCCCCUUGUCUACAUUGUUAUGAGAUCUUCACUUGUAGCAAGUCUUGCAAAGUCAAGGCUUGGAAUGACCGGCAUAAGCGAGAGUGUUUACAAACAGUGAGACUACGCAAAGCCAGCAUUAAAUCAAAAGUGACUGUUCAAUACCUAAAAUCAAAGGACAGUAAAGCAAAGAAACAAGCAACAGCCAGUCAUAAAAAGGAAGACAUAGAAAAGUGGAAACAUCAUAGAAGACGACGAAGUGCUGUGCAGGCUAGCAGUCACGCAGAUCUCCCUUACACUGGAAACUAUAGUUUCAUUUAG